Molecule: messenger RNA, 1632 nt
Organism: Nerophis lumbriciformis (worm pipefish)
Lineage: Eukaryota; Metazoa; Chordata; Actinopteri; Syngnathiformes; Syngnathidae
Source: RefSeq, a predicted model, not a curated record
AUGGAAAGACCUACACCUUGCAACGUGACGCCUAGAAGGGACCACGAGAGGGACUUGGAACUAGACAAGAAGAUUGAGGCUCUCCGCAGGAAGAAUGAGGCUCUAAUGAAAAGAUACAAGGAGGUGGAAGAGGACAAGAAAAGAGCAGAAGAAGAUGGAAUGGCCCUCCUAAGCCGUAAGGGAAAAGCUGAUGAUCUCACGAUAACAGUAAACAAGUCCACCAGUGAAAGCCGAGUAGUGGUGACCAAGUCUUUCAACACUACCUCACCUGUUGCGAAAGUACAAUUGGAAAUAGGAGCAGGCUUCGGGAAGGAAAUUAGUCUGCAGGCAUCUGGCAAUGUUGGCAGAGGGCACAAGAAGAAGCUAAUUGUUACCAUGGCUGGUAAAAAGGGCAAGAGAGUGGUGUGUGAGAAAGUUGAGAAGAUGCCAGACCCUACAUGUUUGUCAGAUGUCAAGAGCCCGGCUGAUGAGGAACAAGCUGGCGGGGUCGAGGCAGCAGGGAAACCAAAGCAAGCAAGUCACAUGACCAAGUUGGACAAUACAGCACAGGAGCUGGAAAUCACAGACCUUAACAUCCCCACUUCGAAGGAGGAGCAGGAGGAAUACCUGCAAUGGAAAAAAGAGCGCGAGAAGAUUGACAAGGAGAGAGUAGCACGUCACAAAAACGCCAAGGGACAGUGGAGGCGGGCGUGGGACAUUGACAAAACAGAGAACAUGUUUUUAGACAAAUCCGUACCUGACAGAGAUUGGGUGCCUCCACCUAGAGGAGGACGAAGCCCCAGAAGAGUACAGCAUCGGUCUGGUGCUGACCCAGGAGGUCAUGAGAAGCGAGGCAAAGACAAGUCAACAAAAAACCUACAAGUAAUGGGCAGUAACGCAAAAGGCAAAGAUCGUCUGACUGGGAGGGCUAGAAGAUGGCAAGAUCAAGUAGAAGUAGAAGGUGAUAAUUUACAGACUUCAGAUGUACCAUCUGAAGAAUUCCUGGAGAAAUUUGAUGCACUUACAGACGCUGAAGAAGAAGAGCAGAGAGAUCAGGACUCAAAAACAAGGUUGCUCAGUCCAGAUAUAUUAAAUCCAUGUGAAAUAGAGAGUGGAUCCAAAAGUUCAUCCACAUUGAGAGCAGACACUUCAGUCCAGAACAAAGCAGAUGCCUCACCCCAUAGGACUUCAGAGAAGAAAGUGCGAUUCUCACAGGAGCUCAUCCAGGGGGCUCACACAAAGCAAAUCACAGGCUCUCAGGAUUCCGCUAGCAGCUCCGAAUCAAGUCAAACGUGCUUCGUAAAGGCUUCCUUGCAGAAAAAAAAUCAGCAUGAAGUGCCCCGACAGUUUCUGGAAAGUGCCAAGGAGGAUGAAGAGAGUCAUUGGCAGCAGCAGGCUUCUGAAAGUGAAUGUACUAAAAAAGACAUCAGUGCUCCCACAGCGGCUUGUGGUCCUCUUGCUGAGAAGGUCUGUGCUUCUCCACUGGACUGCUCUGUCCAGUCUGUGGACCUUGCCAACAUAAACACAGAUGAACCUAAUGAUCCGUGUGUAUGUGUCUUGAGCCUGGAAUCGGGGGAGUCACACCCGGAACUCUUUAGCUGCACCGACAAGGUUAGUGUGAGGCAGAAGCAGAGGGCCGAGGGGAAUCGAUAG